UUUAUUGUGGCUAGCUUGAUUCCGCUAACUGCCGUACUAGCUAUUUGUAACGGCAAAGCCUCCGAACUGUCAAAAGCGUCGGUUGCUGUUUUGGGACUUUCUCCGAGUUGAACAGAGUGAUGUUUCUUUAAGCGGAGCUUGGUGGUCGCGAGGAUUAUCAUUUCCUGACAGAGAAUUUGACAGUCACCCGCCUGACUGUUGUUGGUUCGGCGUGGACGCGUGGUGUUGUUGUUUCACCGUGACAGACCUAGCUACAUAGUGAGUGAGUAAUGUCCCGUAGGAGUUCUCGCCUGGUGUCCGGUGGCUACUAUAAUUCAGACGAAGAAUCGGAUUCGAGUAGCGUGACGAACAUAUCUUACCGCGAAAACCCUGUCAAGGUUUUCAAGAAGAAGGCGGGGACCCGCAAGGCCGGCUCCCGUACCCCCAGUAGAGCCAAUAGCAAUGCUAGUUCUGCCAGCCCUGAGCCGCCCAUCACUGCAGGCCAGUAUGAUGGCCCAAGUCUUUCUUCCUUGAGCAGCCAGACGCAGCCGAUCAUGAGGGCGGUGCCCAACAUCUCCACCACACCUACCCCUCGGCCACCCCUGACCCCAUCAUCAACCCGCAGUCAGACGCCCCCAUGCUGCCCCUCAGUACCUCCAGAGAAGAGCCCCUACGCUGGGCUCUGCAGCUCCAGCAGGCCGGGGUUACACCUCCGACCCAACCACAAGGAGCUAGGUCAGAGCGCUGUGGACAGCUCAGGGUACUCAUCCUCCGAGGGCCCUCACAGGAAGCCCACAGCCAGCAGCAGUACCAGUAGAAUCAGCAGUAAUAGUGGGGCUCCCAGUAUUGGAUACAUGAGCAGAGUCAGCAGUGCCUUCUUUGGUCUAAUGGACUCAGUCUCAUUGAUGGCCGCUGCAUUACAGUCAAAAAUAAUGCAUCUGACAACUUUGGCUAAUACUUCAGUCAGCAGUCGCAUGAAGAAGGCUUGUGGUCUUUUUCUCCUCCUCCUCCUCAUCGUACUUUUAUGUAUUUGGUUCCUCCUUCCUCUGUUGACCUCGCUCAUCUCUCGCAUGGCUGUCACAAAGACCCUGUCACAAACUAAAGCCAAGAGUCAACCUGUUUCCCCUGCCACUCCUCCUCCUCAAUCCAACAUCAUACAUUCUACACCCGUGGUGGAUCCAGCCGUUGUGUCUGCUGCUGUAGAGGCGAGGAUACAACAAUUCUUGGAUUCAGCCGUUGUGUCUGCUGCUGUAGAAGCAAAGAUGCAACGUCUUUUGGAGGAGCAGCAGCUGAAGCAGCAACACAUUCUCUCUCAGAUGAAGGAGAGACUACAUCUGGACAUGCAGGAUGUGAAAGCCAAGCUUGAGGUUGUGGACUCGGAGAGUCGGCUGCGUCUGGAGCAGGAGGUUUCUGGGUUGGGCAGGCAAAUGGUGGAUUACCAGACAGACAGCCACUCGGCCGCUGCCAGCCUCAGACUCAGGAUCCAAGCUUUAGAGUCCCAGAAUGCAAAGUUGUCCCAGGAGUGGUCGUCCAUCCAGCUGAUGCCUCCUCCUGCCCCCUGUCCUGAGACCAGCGCCACCCCCGUCCAAAACCAUCUCACCCCAGAUCUCCAACAGGCCAUGGAGGAGUGGCUCACUGAGCGCAUCAAGGAGCAGGAUGCUAUCAGGCUUGGUGACAAAGGAGCUUCCUCCGACUGUGGACGUCCCAUGGCUGACAAAAUGGCCGACUUUGCAUUGGAGACGCAAGGUGCCAGUGUGAUCAGUACCAGGUGUUCAGAGACCUAUCGUAUUCGUUCAGCAUGUGUGACCCUGUUUGGAUUCCCUCUGUGGUACCCGUCUGAAAGCCCACGCACUGUUAUUCAGGGCUACCCGGUGCUGCUCCCAGGGAAAUGUUGGGCCUUCCACGGUGUCGAGGGGACUCUUGUCAUCUCUCUGUCUCACCCCAUCACUAUAACUCAUGUGACGCUGGACCAUCUACCGCGCUACAACUCCCCCACCGGCCGCAUCGACUCCUCCCCCAAAGACUUUGAAGUCUAUGGAAUGAGAAAUGACACAGAAGAAGGAACACUGCUGGGGACAUUCACUUACGAUGUAAAUGGAGAGCCUACGCAAACAUUCAAGCUGCCUAAGCCCAGUGACGUGGUGUAUCGAGUUGUGGAGCUGCGUGUCCUCAGUAACUGGGGACAUGUUGAAUACACGUGCCUCUAUCGCUUCCGUGUGCACGGACAGAUCGCCUCCACAUUAUAAUUCAUUAUAUAUAUCAAUUUUCUUCAGGUUACAAAAUUGUUUUUCAGAAGAAAAAACAACAUAAACAACAAUACAACGACCAUAGAAUAAAAUACAAGCAACAGAGUGAUCCUAAAAACACAGAAGGAUAGAAUAAAGGUAAAAAAUAUUUAAAAUUGGAGGGAUGGAGGGAUGAUAAAACCCAGCCCAGGCAUAUAGGGGGUCAAUAAAUCCUUGAUAUAAUUUGGAGCAAGGCUCCACUUCUUUAAAAGUGAUCAGUAAAAUUCGAAAAAAUCAAUAUGCUACAUAACAGGCAGCCCAGUGUAAGUUGGCUAGAAUGAAAGUAAUGUGUUCAUUUCUCUUAGUGCCUGUUCAAAUUGAUGCAGCAGUGUUCUGCACCAGGCAGAGUCGGCGAAGGGACGCCUUAUUUACUGACCGGGCCGCGGCGGCUCAUUCCAACAUAUCAGAAAGUACAUUUGCAAUGUACUCUAUUUAAGUUGAAUUCAGUGUUGUGGUCUGAGGUGCGUUCAGGACCAAAUGCUACUGAAAAGAUGUUUAGCGUUGAGUAAUGUCAUUCCUGUGUGUCGUGUUUUGGAUUGCUUAAUGUUAAAGUGACAGAAAUCAUAGGAGGUUUUUUUUUGUGCACACUUGGCUUUGAAUACAUGUAAAAUGGGUUUCUAAAAACCAAAAAGUACCUAGUAAAACCAUUUGGGAGCAUAAUAGUUUUGGAAACUUUAUGCUUUCAGUUAUGUGAGAGUGCCACGGAAUAAUUUUGUACCUUUUGUUAGUAUUAAUUAUUACUAUUUAUCAGGUUUUUUUCUGCUUCGCAUUAGUGCAGCGCACAAACCUAACCAGGAGCUCCUUACUGAAGUUACAUUACUUUAUACCAGUUGAGUGUAAGCUCCUUUCUUCAUGGUACUCUGACAAAUGAAUAGGAAAGACAGUAUUUUUAAAUGAACUUCACUGACCCUGGUUGCAAGCUUGCACCUCAAAGCUUCACCACAUUUGAUAAAGUGACAUUAAUUAGGUUGGGUUUUUUUUUGUUGUUUUUUUAAAAAAAAAAACAUGUUUCAAUGAUAUGUCAAUUUUUUUGGCCACAUAAUUAAUUGCAAUAUUUAAUAUCUUUACAAGAUAUAGAUCUAGUUUGUGAAUGAUUGAUGAUUGAAACAGCUGUUAGGCCAUUUUUAAUGCAUUUGUUUGUUGCUGAUGUCGUGACUGAUGGGAUGUACCAUCCUUUGAACAGUUGGUAGAAACUGUACAGAGGGCAGCAGUGAAUGUUAUUUUAAAUCUGUGUUUGAUUUGAUACUCCAGCGAAAGAUCAAAUAUGCAGCUUUGUAACGUUUCUUUUGUUUUCUCUUUUUAGCAAGUUCUAACUCCUCAGUUUUGAUUUUAUUACUGGUACUUGAAUACUUGAAGACCUCUUUUUCUAACCUCUUUGAAAAGACGUCAUGUUGACUUCAUGACAUUCUACUUCCUUGUACAUAACACUUAGAUUUUUUAUGAGAAAGAAUGGUUUUUUUUUUUUUUUUUCAUUUGUAGAAUGGGAAUAUUCUGGGUUAUGAAUUAAUAACAACAUAUUUGAUAAAUGAGUAGCUGCUUGGAUUCCAAACAACGGACAAACUGUGUACGUCUGUGUCAUUCAGUCAUUUCUCAUGUAUUCUUUGUGCGUUUGUUGAGAUGGUGGAGAGAAUAUUAUAAUUAUUAUUAUCUAAUUAUGAAGUGCACUAGAGGAGAAUCCAGGUCAAAUCCGUCAUUUAAAUAUGUACUAGUCUUAAAGGACAUGUAGGAAAAGAGAGACAGAGAAGGCUUUCUGUGUUUUCAGACAAUUGUGAUUUGGAUCCUAACAAAUUCGGUAUCACAAAUUAUUUAUUAUAUAUAUUUCUAUAUUUUGAUAUAAUGUUUUGCAGGCUACAUAAUUCUCUAAGUGCACAUUGCAUUGUGUAUUUAAACUGGUGAUUGUAGUUAAUACAAGAACUGAUGUAGUUCUAAUGCUUGAUUAUGUGUUACCAUAAAUUAUGAGCGCCUACGAAUCUUUAGAACCUCCUCUUGGUGAAAGCGCUUUUAUGUAAAACAGUGGUUCUCAAAUUGGGGUCCGGGGACCCCCAGGGGUCCUUGAAGGGGUUCCCCAACAAAAUUGCAAAUAAUCUAUUUUCACUAUCAUUUCAUCCAUAAGUAACACAAUGACAGAUUGUAUGACUAUUUUGCUCAUGGGUUUCAUUCACUUUCUGUAAUAAAAAGCAAAAAGGUAGGGGACCCUGGAACAAAGUCUUAUCAGAUCGGGGUCUGUGGUCUAAUUUGUGUCAGUUUAGGGGUCCUUGAUGUGUAAAAGUUUGAGAACCACAUUGAAUUCAAACUUGUUUGGCUUUUGAGAUGCAGAUUAGGGUCAAAUAUGUGUUACUGGACACAGUACAAUGUAUAAUGUAUCAUAGAUUUGGAGAAAAAAAAAAAACACUUCAAUUUCUUUCACUUUCAUUACCUAAAAGAGGCGACACAUUUAAUUUGAUAUUUGAAAUAUGAUGAACAGCCUGUACAGUUUCGAAGCUGUAUCUUUGUGUAUACAUGCUCUUUCUGGAACACCCAAUACAGGCAGUUUAAUCCUCUCAGAUUCUUGUUAGUGUGAAGAUUUACAAGCAACACUGACGACAAUGGUUAAAUGCAUCACAGUUAAUCAGGUUCAACUUCUCCAUACACAUCUGAUAAUGUAUUUACUCUAACUUAAACAAUACAUUCAGACAUGACCGUUGUUGCCAAUUGUUUUCUCUUUUAAUUAAACUGAUUGAUGUGUCAGAAUCUGCCUGAGGUGUUCUCCAGAGUAUUUGACUACCAAUUGCCUAUUUGUAAGCCCAACUGAAUGUUUGAUUUAUUAAAUAAAAUAUUGUAAU
Molecule: messenger RNA, 5086 nt
Organism: Sander lucioperca (pikeperch)
Lineage: Eukaryota; Metazoa; Chordata; Actinopteri; Perciformes; Percidae
Exons: 18
Coding region: 270-2225 (651 amino acids)
Biological process (GO): nuclear envelope organization
Cellular component (GO): nuclear envelope; meiotic nuclear membrane microtubule tethering complex
Molecular function (GO): protein-membrane adaptor activity
Source: RefSeq, a predicted model, not a curated record